This is a messenger RNA of Pygocentrus nattereri (red-bellied piranha), 4132 nucleotides long. RefSeq names its product serine/threonine-protein phosphatase 2A 55 kDa regulatory subunit B beta isoform. The transcript is spliced from 9 exons. The record is from RefSeq and is a predicted model, not a curated record. Gene Ontology annotation, cellular component: protein phosphatase type 2A complex; cytosol. Bases 509 to 1840 code for a protein of 443 amino acids. Gene Ontology annotation, biological process: peptidyl-serine dephosphorylation. NCBI's taxonomy places the organism in Eukaryota, Metazoa, Chordata, Actinopteri, Characiformes, Serrasalmidae. Gene Ontology annotation, molecular function: protein binding; protein phosphatase regulator activity.
UGGCUCUGAGACGCAGCGGGUGAGAAAGCAAAAAGCGGUUAGGAGCCACAAAAAAUCCUCAACCGGCUCAUCAGGAACAGCUCCACACCAGGCGCGUCUGAAGAGACGGCGCGAGCGCGCAGAGCUCAGCCCCUCCCCCUUUAAUCCGGUCUUAACUCAAAUCCUCGUUUACGACGAUUCGUCCCCCCAGCCUGCCAAACCCGCUCUCCUUCGUUUCACCGCUCGAGAGAAGACAGCAGGGCAACGCAUCCCGUCUGAAGUCGUGGCGCAUCGCUGAAGGCUGGUGUUUUUUCCGGCUGCGCGCGCUGGGGCGCCUCUCUGAUUUCAGGCGGUCGAUGCGGAAGGAAAGGAGUCGCCGGUAGCAGCCGCGGAUCGUUCACCUGCAGCGCACGACCCACCGGCGUGCUGACACGCAGCGCCAUGGAGCCGCCCACCGCCUGCUGAUGCUGGAGGAACACGAUGGGUUCUUGCAUGUCCGCCUUAAACUGCCGAUCUAACGGGAUCCUAAAUGGAGGAGGAGAUUGACAACCGCAAAAUCAACAACAGCUUCCUUCGGGACCACAACUAUGCAACCGAAGCCGACAUCAUCUCUACGGUUGAGUUCAACUCAACAGGGGAACUCUUGGCCACAGGAGACAAAGGAGGACGUGUGGUGGUUUUCCAGAGGGAACAGGAGAGUAAGAACCAGCCUCACAGGAGAGGAGAGUAUAACGUUUACAGCACGUUCCAGAGCCACGAGCCUGAGUUCGACUACCUGAAGAGCCUGGAGAUCGAGGAGAAGAUCAACAAGAUCCGGUGGCUGCCCCAGCAGAACGCUGCUUACUUUCUGCUCUCCACCAAUGAUAAAACUGUGAAGCUGUGGAAGAUCAGCGAGCGAGAUAAAAGACCAGAAGGCUACAAUUUGAAGGACGAAGAUGGAAGGAUUCGAGACCCUUCCACCAUCACCUCACUGCGGGUGCCAGUCCUGCGGCCCAUGGACCUCAUGGUGGAGGCCACACCCAGAAGAGUGUUCUCUAAUGGCCACACGUACCACAUCAACUCCAUCUCUGUUAACAGUGACUAUGAAACAUAUAUGUCCACAGAUGACCUGAGGAUCAACCUGUGGCACCUGGAGAUCACCAACAGGAGCUUCAACAUUGUGGACAUUAAGCCAGCCAACAUGGAGGAGCUGACGGAAGUGAUAACGGCAGCAGAGUUUCAUCCUCAUCAGUGCAACACGUUUGUCUACAGCAGCAGUAAAGGCUCCAUCCGGCUGUGUGAUAUGAGGGCGGCCGCACUCUGCGACAACCACUCCAAAUUCUUUGAAGAACCAGAGGACCCAAGCAACCGAUCCUUUUUCUCAGAAAUCAUCUCUUCCAUCUCAGAUGUGAAGUUUAGCCACAGCGGCCGUUACCUGAUGACACGGGAUUACCUGACAGUGAAGGUGUGGGACCUCAACAUGGAGAGCAAACCUCUGGAGACCUAUCAGGUACAUGACUAUCUGAGGAGUAAGCUCUGCUCGCUGUAUGAGAACGACUGCAUCUUUGACAAGUUCGAGUGUGUGUGGAAUGGAUCAGACAGUGUGAUCAUGACUGGCUCCUACAAUAACUUCUUCCGGAUGUUCGACCGCAAUACGAAGCGCGACGUGACCCUGGAGGCGUCACGGGAGAACAGCAAGCCACGAGCCAUCCUGAAGCCGCGCAAGGUGUGCGUGGGUGGCAAGCGGCGCAAGGACGAGAUCAGUGUGGACAGCCUGGACUUCAGCAAGAAAAUCCUCCACACCACCUGGCACCCCUCGGAGAACAUCAUUGCUGUGGCAGCCACCAACAACCUCUACAUCUUCCAGGAUAAGGUCAACUAGCGAGGCUCGGAACACCCCAUACACGCAUACAGACAGACAGAGAGAGACAAAGAGAGUUUUUUGCCGUAUGGGGCCAGUGUUUGGCUUGCUGGAGGCAUCGUGGAUAUGUGUUUGUGCACUGAAAGCUAGAGGCUAUGAAUAUGAAAUGGAGUGGGAUGCUGAGAGCAGGGCCAGAUUGGGGACUUACAGAGCUUCUCUCACACACACUAAUGCUGCCAGACGUGUGUGAAUAAGAAGCAGCGACCCUCCUCUCUUACUCUUCAUCGCCUCUGCAUUUCUUCUCACUUCCCUUUAAUGAGUCUUUUAUUUAUUCUAUUUAUUUCGUUGAAGGAAACACCUGCCAUUUUGAAACUGGAAAAGGGUGAAGCUAAACAUAGUAUUAUGAAGUUUAGCAGAUGUAUUUAAGAAGGUAUGGACAGCAGAAAAGCCAAACCUGUGCUGACCUGCAGCCAUGUGCAGUAGUGUGCGUUCCCCCAAUGCCUCUUUCAUCGAUGCCCUGGCACGUGAAACAGAAGGGUGCCUUUAUAAUGAACCUGAUGGAUGUUCUAGUCCCUUUGACAGAAAGGACGCGGCACCCUUCACAUAAUGCCCUUUAGCCACCGCAGAGCUGUCAAUGAAACGUGGAACUGCAGUGGAACAUAGAAGCGGCUGUGUUGACUCUGAUGCCGAGGUCAUACGCAAUCUAUGGACGGUUCUUUGCUACCUGAUUGGUUCUCUGAGAACACUGUGGUUUAAGCGAAUCCACACUAUUGACAUGUCGGUUCAUUUCAUGUCGCUGUUUUACUCGUCUUCUUAUUUUAAUGUUACAGUUAAUAAGCUGUGGUGCCUUCCUUCUUUUGGUAUGUGGGCUCGAGAGUGGGUCGGGAGGGGGUUGGUGGGACGCUGUUUUUGGGUGGGGAGGAUAUGUUGGUUCGUGGAGUGUGACUGUUUUUAAAGAAAUGUGGACCGAAUAGCUUUGUGUAACAAAAAAAAAAAAGAAAAAAGAAUGAAAUUGAUACGUUCAAGUACGCAACAAUGAAGUGCAGACCUCAAUUCCAAAAAAAUUAGGACAGUGUAUAACAUGCUAAUAACAACAAAAAGCAGUGAAUUCUGUUAGACAUGUAUUGAUUAAAAAAAUAGUACAAGAACACAAUAUUAGAUGUUUUACCUUGUGAACUUUUUGUAAAUGUUAGAACAGGUGCAUGUUUACCACUGUUUUACAUCAUUUUAAUAGUAGUUUGGGGGAUGAAGACAUGAGUUGAUCCUAUUUUGAAAGCAUACUUUUUUGCUGUUCUUCCAUUAAACAACCCUUAGGUUAUGCAACCACACAAAGCCUUUGCCACAAGGAUCAUGCCACUGUUAUGUAGAAAUAAGGAGGGAGGAUAUUGAAGGCGGCAAAAUGUGUGUAUAUCUUUCAGCAUUAAUGUUGCCUUCACAGAUGUGCAAGUCACCCCUGCCAUGUUCACUUCCACACCAUAACAUACCCUUGCUUUCAACUUUACACUGUUAACAAUCUAGAUGGUCUUUUUCUUGUUUUGAAGAACACAAUGUCCAUUAUUUCCAUGAAGAAUCGGACAGGUUGACUGGCCCAGAGACGUCUGGGGCAUUUCUGGAGGUUGCUGCCCAAAAAAAAAACCAAGUUGGUUAAAUAUAAUAAAAACAUCUUGCUUUUGUACUGUUUUACUUUAUAAACAGGUUAAAGUGAAUUUACAAAUCACUGCUUUCUGUUUUUUUUGCUUUUAUAUACUGUCCCAACUUUUCUGUAAUUCAGGUUUGUUCUUGAAUGUUUGCUAAACAGUCAUGACACUGGCUGUGAAUGCUUAUAAUUUAUGAAAUGUAUUCCCCUGGAUUUCAGUCCUUCAGUGCAGUGUGGCGUGAAAGCUGUAAUUGCACUCCUUGUAAUGAAUCACUGUAACAAUUAAGAAUGUGUGCUCAGCAGGGUGCGAACAAGUCUGCAACAUAAGAUACCUUUGCCUCUCACCGAAACAACUCACGUUCCGCUAUUGCGCAUUUCUCGGAGACACCUACCUAAAGCACUGUCCUACUUAUGUUCCGUGAUGUGGAAGGGGAGAGAAAGGCCGGUAUCAUGAUGUAGCCUAACUAGACAUGAAGGUUAUAUGAUAUCAGGGAAUUUUAGGUACAAGUCCUUUAAAUAAAAAUAAAAAAGUAAUGUCUUCUAUAACAACUUCAGUUGUGAACUUCUUAAUGAAAUGAAAGUUUUAUAGUUGAGAAUGUAUUUAAAUGCAAUUAAUUGACAUGCAGUCUUUAUGCUUAAUGGAAUUUGUUGAAAUAAAAAAGAUGUGCAACUUGAAA